This is a messenger RNA of Scheffersomyces coipomensis, 534 nucleotides long. RefSeq lists its product as uncharacterized. Bases 1 to 534 code for a protein of 177 amino acids. The record is from RefSeq and is a predicted model, not a curated record. The transcript has a single exon. Lineage: Eukaryota; Fungi; Ascomycota; Pichiomycetes; Serinales; Debaryomycetaceae. Gene Ontology annotation, biological process: late endosome to vacuole transport via multivesicular body sorting pathway; protein targeting to vacuole. Gene Ontology annotation, cellular component: Vps55/Vps68 complex; fungal-type vacuole membrane.
AUGGAGAAUUCAAAUCAUUUAUUCAGAUUCAACUUAUCGAUGCUUCACUUGCCCAAAUCGGCUAAAUUAAGAUCAUUUGGAGUUUACUUAGCUGGAGGAUUAUAUGCCAUUGGAUUCUGGUCAAUAAUAGAUGCUGCCAUAUAUUCCAAGACGGUUAAUGCAUCGAUUGUUCAUGUUACAUUUGUCGAUUGGAUUCCAUUCAUUUGUUCUACUUUAGGAAUGUUGAUUGUUAAUUCGAUUGAAAAGUCUAAUUUAUUUGUUGAUUCAAAUAAUUCAUUCAGUGGUAGUGGAGGUAAUACUAAUGCUUGGGCUGCUAGAGUUAUAUUAUUUCUUGGAUUUGCAUUAUUAGCAGGUGGAUUGGCUGGAUCAUUCAUGGUGUUUAUUUUAAAAUUCUUAUUGAAACAAUAUACUUUCCCAACUUUAGGGAUGGGAGUUUCAAAUAUUGUUUGUAAUGCAUGUAUUAUGUUAAGUUGUAUUACUUUAUGGUUAUCCCAAAAUAUUGAAGAUGAAUACAGUUAUAAUUUAGCAUUAUAA